CCACACUGCAAAACUUUUGUUACGCAGCCAACAACUUCAAAAACCCCAACAUAUCCGCAACUCAGAGUCCUUCUGAACCGCUGUUAAAAUAACUACUUAUCGUGCAAAGAAACAUCCAGCUUCACCGCAUCUGAUACGUCAUUCCACACUUCGCACACAGCGAUAACUUCACCGUCCGUUUGACAAUAGCCACCACCUACCAUACCACCACACCGACACUUCAAACAACGCCACCAUACUAUCUCCUAGGGAUUCUGAUCUGGGUGGCUUGAGUUCCGUCGCUCUCUCCAACGCACUUUCUAGUUGACUACCGGCGCCUCGGCAGCCUUCCAUAUCAAAAACCACCAAAUUGGCGGGACUCGUACUCCUCAAGUUCUCCUUCAUCCGUCCGCUCCUCGGCCCAAAGUCCUGGGCCUACUGCGGAGGUGACAAGAAGCCUCCGUAAUUGGAUUUUCCGAGCGAAGACAACACCAACAACCAACUCUGCAUACGAAUAGACAACUCGAGCGUCCUACCGCAAGGGGUAGGGAACGAUAUUAAGCUGGCGCCCUAAACGAAUUCGACGCUCAGGGACGACCUGUGCGGGGAGACAUCUCUCACAUUGUCACCUACGCAAUAGGGGCGGUCGCUGCGACCCGCCUUGGAAAGGAGAGAAAGGAGAGAGAAAGUAGGGGAAUAUAGGGGAGAAUACGAAGAUAAGAGACGGAAGAACGAGAAAUACCGGAGACUAGGACAAUUAAGACAGCUAAAGCAGCCAAUAUGUCGGACCAGGAGGACCUCUACGAGAUGCACCGUGACGAUACGCGCUACAGCACUCCUGUGCCUGAGCUUGAUGACCAUCGCCACCAGAUGGCCUCGGUGCAGAGGCCAAUUCGAUCCAGACGAGGCACUAUCGACACCUUGUACGGAGCCCAAGCGAUGAACGAAUCCGGGACAGACCUAGCAUGGGUCGAUGAUGCCUUGGCUCGCACCAAUACUCGCCGCGACUAUGAGACUGCAAUCGACGACGGAGAGGGAAUCUCACCAACCUACCAGCGUAGCCGCAGGCCAACAGUUGAAUCUAGAGCCCCUUCGCCGCCAAACUCGGUGAAGGCCUUCGCAGCUGCUCGCAGACGAGAGCGCGACCACUCCGUCGAGGCUGCUCAAAAGAAGCUCGGCGUCGAUGACCGAUCCCUCCACCGCACGGCUUCGCGCGUUAGCAAGGCGCCCAGCCAACGCAGCAGACGAUAUACGAAUGAGACGGAUGGUAUCAGCGUGGCUGACUCCAUCCACAGCUCUGCUGCAGAGGAUGUCUGCUUCCCGCUGUCCACGGCCAAUUUCCCGCGCGACAAGAGAAAGCUCUACAUCGACUUUGACUUUCUCGAGAACUUCAUUGCCGAAGAGGAGCGUGAUCACACUCCGCCAAAGAACCAGCCUCCUCCGCGCACUGCCUUCAAGGAUCUCAGAUCUUCCGCGAGCAUCUCCAAGUCCGCCAUCGUCGACUCCGUCUCCGUCUCUGAGGAGAAGAAGGAACUGGAUGAUAUUCUCGACGAGAAGGUUGGCAAGCCGGCCACUGAGCACUAUGAUGGGAACCGCUUCAGCUUCUUCUCGUCUGCGUGGGAGUCUACCAUCCACGCUGCCGAAUUCGGUGACCUGAUCAUGCCAGGCGAAGAUGUUCGCAACCUCUUCUACCUCCCCGAGAACGAGGACGACGGCGUGUGGUGGUUGAACCUGAGCAACCCCACCGAAGAAGAAAUCCGAGCCAUCUGCAAGGCCUUCCAGAUCCAUCCCCUGACAAUGGAGGAUAUCGAGAAACAAGAGACUCGCGAGAAGAUUGAGCUGUUCCCUGCUUACUACUUCGCAUGCUUCCGCUCGUUCAAUACUGUUGCCAAUGACGACGGCCUUGGUACCACCGAGCUGGAACCUUUCAAUGUCUACGUUAUCGUCUUCCGCGAGGGUACGCUUAGCUUCAGCUUCGCCCCCAACCGACACGUCGGAGUUGUUCGCAAGAGAAUCACAGCUCUGAAGGACUAUGUUUCUCUCAGCAGCGACUGGAUUUGCUACGCGCUCAUUGACGACAUCGUCGACUCCUUCGCCCCCCUCAUCAACCAAAUCGAAGCCGAAACCGACAACAUCGAAGACCAAGUCUUUGUCGCCCGCAGCGACGACAUGCACGACUUCCUCCGCACCAUCGGCAACGUCCGCAAGACCGUCAUGGCCCUCAUGAAGCUCCUCGGCGGCAAAGCCGAUGUCCUCCGCGGCUUCACCAAGCGCUGCAACGAGAACUACAACGUCACCCCGCGCAUGGACAUCGGUCUCUACCUCGGCGAUAUCCAGGACCACGUCGUGACUAUGAUGUCGAACUUGGGGCACUUUGAGAAGAUGCUGAGUCGCUCGCACAGCAAUUACCUCGCGCAGUUGUCGAUUGAUAAUAUCACCCAGGGGACGAACUCCAACAAGGUCCUCAGCAAGAUCACAGUGCUCGCGUCGAUUCUGGUGCCGCUGAAUUUGGUGUGCGGUCUCUUCGGGAUGAACGUCAAGGUCCCGUUCAUGGAUGGCGAUAAUCUGAUUCCCUUCUUCACCAUCCUCGCUGGGCUGUUCAUCUUCGUCCUGCUCUCGCUCGCGUUGGCGAGGCGUAUGCGCUUCAUCUGAUCUGAUAUUGCGCUGUUUUGUGUUUGUGGUUGGCAUGAGCAUAGGCAUAAGAAAAAGCAUGAGCAAUGUCGCUUUUUGGGAGUUAUGCAACAUAUGAUGACUACGAUUACGAUUUUGCGACGGCAUGAAUGCGAGCAAGCUUUGGAUUACAUGUUACGCGAUGCGAAUUUUUCUUUGGUGCGGACGGGCAUUGUGUCCCCCUUAUAACUUGGUUGUUUGAUGUAUCUUGCACUUGUCGAACCAGGUCUACAUAUAUAGGCUUGUCUUGUUCCAGAGUUUAAUCGAAGAGAUGGUUAUAGUUGGAGACCAUAGAUAGUCAACUGAUUUGAAUAAUGGAUUGGAU
Messenger RNA from Pseudogymnoascus verrucosus, 2974 nucleotides. It is a transcript of the gene ALR1, whose product is annotated as Mg(2+) transporter. The record is from RefSeq and is a predicted model, not a curated record. Gene Ontology annotation, molecular function: magnesium ion transmembrane transporter activity. The transcript has 2 exons. Gene Ontology annotation, cellular component: plasma membrane. NCBI's taxonomy places the organism in Eukaryota, Fungi, Ascomycota, Leotiomycetes, Thelebolales, Thelebolaceae. Gene Ontology annotation, biological process: intracellular magnesium ion homeostasis; magnesium ion transmembrane transport. Bases 760 to 2631 code for a protein of 623 amino acids.